AUGCCUGGUCAGCGACCGGCAGUGCCACAUCGCUCUCCGAUGUUGCUGAUGCUGCUCAUGUUCUCCUGGCUGCGGUCGGGAGGCGCCCUGUCUCUGACCCAGGAGCACCUCCAGACUUUGCAGGGACCCUCAAACGUGCACUCCAGCCAGGACAUCUCCAGAUUCCGGGAGUUGCGGAAACGCUACGAAGAUCUGCUGACACGGCUUCGAGCGAACCAGACCUGGGAAGACCCGAACCCGGGCCUCAUCCCCCCUCCUCAAGUCCGGAUAGUCACUCCAAAACUGCGACUUGGGCCAGGUGGGCACCUGCACAUGCGCAUCCCCCGGGUCAACUUAACUGAGGGGCUCCCUGCAGCCUCCCGCCUGCAUCGGGCCCUUCUCCGGCUGUCCCCGAAGGCGCGGAGCUCGUGGGACGUGACGCGGCCACUCCGGCGACAGCUGAGACUCGGAGGCUCCCGGGGUCCCGCAAUACGCCUGCAACUGUUAGCAAGCCCGGACCAGUUGCAGGAGGCGUUGCCUUCUGCACCGCCCCAGCUUGAGCUGCACUGGCGGCCAAGCGCCACCAGGGGGCGCCGUCACGCGCAUGCUCACACUCGAGACGGCUGCCCGCUCGGGGAGGGGCGCUGCUGUCAUUUGCAGAGCCUGCGCGCGUCGCUUGAGGACCUGGGCUGGGCCGACUGGGUGCUGGCGCCGCGGGAGCUGGACGUGCGCAUGUGCGUCGGCGCGUGCCCGAGCCACUUCCGGUCCGCUAACACGCACGCGCAGAUGCAGGCGCGCUUGCAUGGCCUGAACCCUGAUGCUGCGCCGGCGCCCUGCUGCGUGCCUGCCAGCUACGAGCCGGUGGUGCUCAUGCACCAAGACAGCGACGGCCGCGUGUCACUCACGCCCUUUGACGACCUCGUGGCCAAGGACUGUCACUGCGUGUGAGCGGCCCUGGUCCUUCAUUUAUGGCAUGGACGCAUUUUGAAAGACUUCAGUUGUCCUUGCCUGUCUGUUGGGCUCCUGGAACCUGAAAUACCCUAUUCAUAACUGUUGCUGUCUGUCCCCUCCCACCCAAAGCUAUGUAUUUAUAUUUCUAUUUAUUAUUAAUUUAUUGGGGUCUUCUGCCUAGGGACUAGAGGGCUGGGGAGGGGUGGUCUGACAGGGUGUGUGUUUAUGAAAAACCCUGGUAAUAAACGUGAAGCUGUCUGAUCAGCCCUCUGUGGUGUCCAGGCUGGAGCCGGUGACCUUGGGAAGAGCCCACCCCCACCCCAGCCCCGUUGGCCUCAGUUCCCCCAGGGGAUCUGAUAUGGGAUGAUUGAAACAGCCCAGGGAAUGGGUGGCAGGACGUUCUUUGGGGAUGCCAGGAAAGGGGGUGAUGCUCAUGAUGUCAAUGGGCUUCCCUGGUGGCUCAGACGGUAAAGAACCUGUCUGCAGUUCAGGAUGGGGCGGGGUUCGAUCCCUGGGUCAGGAAGA
Messenger RNA from Cervus elaphus (red deer), 1455 nucleotides. RefSeq names its product growth differentiation factor 15 (gene GDF15). NCBI's taxonomy places the organism in Eukaryota, Metazoa, Chordata, Mammalia, Artiodactyla, Cervidae. Gene Ontology annotation, biological process: SMAD protein signal transduction. Gene Ontology annotation, cellular component: extracellular region. Bases 1 to 927 code for a protein of 308 amino acids. The record is from RefSeq and is a predicted model, not a curated record. Gene Ontology annotation, molecular function: cytokine activity; growth factor activity. The transcript has 2 exons.